Molecule: messenger RNA, 723 nt
Organism: Perca fluviatilis (European perch)
Lineage: Eukaryota; Metazoa; Chordata; Actinopteri; Perciformes; Percidae
Product: interferon-induced protein 44-like
Exons: 6
Coding region: 1-723 (240 amino acids)
Source: RefSeq, a predicted model, not a curated record
AUGAUCACUAUAGUGCAUAAGGGUGAGUACACAACCUACAAGGUUCAAAAAGACCCACAUACCUUAUACCCUUUUGUCUUUAAUGACAUCAUGGGCCUGGCUACGGAUAAAGGUGUCUCAGUGGACGACGUCAAACUGGCUCUGAAGGGACACAUGAAGGAAGAUUAUGAGUUUAAUCCUGAAUCAACAUUGUCAGAGGAUAAUCCAUUCUACAACAACUGUCCAACUACCAAUGACAAAGUGCAUGUUCUGGUUUGUGUCAUUGAUGCCAACACAAUAACUUGCAUGACUGAACAAAUUUUGAAAAAGAUUCGCGACAUCAGGACUGAAGCCAAUAAACUGAAUAUUCCUCAAGUGGCCAUUUUCACCAAGAUUGAUGCGGUUUGUCCUGAAAUCAAAGAAGAUGUCAAGAAUGUCUACAAGGUCAAGUCCCUGAAGGAUAAGAUGGAGAAGUUCAGUGUAGAUGUGGGAAUUCCAAUUAAGAGCAUCUUCCCUGUGAAGAACUACCAUAAUGAAAUCAACCUCAACACUGACAUUGACUCACUGAUCCUGAGCGCCCUGAUUAACAUCAUCAACUUCGGAAAUGAUUGCAUCUUCCACAAGAAGACGAACAGAGACAGAGUGAUCUGCAUCAACCCUGUGUCUGCCGCAGCAGGAUUCUUCUUCAUGGACCAGUUGGUGCUGGAAAGUCCAGUUUCAUCAACUCUGUCCACAGUGUCGUAA